AUGGGAAAAUCGAGGACCAACAAAGGUACCAAGGCAUGGGAAGACGAGCGCAGUGCCAAGGACGACCAAGCAUGGCAAGAUCGCGGACGCGAUCGUGGAUCCUACCGUGGAUUCUGGCCUGGAGCAUGGAAAUCGAGGGAAAAAUACUCCCCGCGAGCGAAGGCGCAGCCAAACAGUUUCCCGAAGUACGAUGCGGACUGGAAGGAUCCUGCUGGCAUAGAGGUUGUGACGGAAAGGAGACAGCCCGAGGCGCAGCAACGCCACAGCCUGGCCAGGAUUGUGCAAGAUGCUGCCAACCUCCUCCGCAAAGCAGAGGGGCGACUCAACAAGCUCAACAGCGAUAUCCACGAGAAGGCGCGCAGAUGGGAGGCCUACCAGGCGGAACUACGUGCCUCUUUCCUGAAGGAAUACCAGCGCCACCUAAAUGCCUUAGACCGGCUGGAGCAGGAUAUCAUGGACGCCACGGCUCACGAGGCCAACGCGACGGGGGUCCUUGCACGUGCUAUGGCUGGUGUACCUCAGCCGACCCAGCACACCCAUGCAGUGCAGGCGUGGGAGAGCUUGAUGACAGGCAUACAGAGUGGGACGGCAAUGGAUGUGGAUGCAGACAUGAUUGGCAGGCGGUUAGACGAGCUUAUGCAGACUGGGGGUGCCUCCGGCAGCGCCCUCGACUGCACCUCCGGGGUUGGAGAGCAAUACAGCGUCGUUUGGGCCCAUGCGGCACACCUAUGCUGGCAUGUCUCCCACUGCAGCCCGUGCCGACCCCUACAUGACCACCAGUCCUGCUGCGAUGAUUCGUGGCAGCUCUCCGCCCAGGGCCCCUUCGACAGGGCGGCCAGACAACAGGCCAGCAGGACCUAUCCUGCCCAUGGACCCGGAAUCCAUCGCGGCGGUGAAGGCACUCAAGACCCGCUUGGGAGUGAAGGAAGGGACCAAGACAAGCCCCACGCCACCCUCGCCAAGAUCGACGAGUCUGGCCGACAAGCUCCACGAAGCACGCCGAUGUGCCAUGGCACCUUUUGGGUUAGCACCCAGCGAGGUGCGCCGACCGCCCGAGAAUGCUACAAGCUCGGUGGGUACGACUACAGGUCGCCCGCCAGAAGGUGCACCAGCUGGCAGUGCGAUAGACGUGGAAAGGGAGGAAGAGCUCGACUCCGCUUGGCUCGGACGCAUGGAGUGAAGCGUAUCGUAUUUCCUCCGGCGCUUCACUGCUGUCAGCUCGAUGUGUCUGUGCUGCAGAGGCCUGUCCUUCUGUGGGAGUGGUGGGUUCGCCCCGCUCCCACGUCGGACUCGCUCCUCUUCGGCUCUUGCAGGUCGAGUUUUGGCAGGGGUGCUGCAUCGCUGAGGGACUACGAGGGCUGUGAUCUGAGCGGCUGUUUUGUACAGAACUGGCGCCUUUUUGGCAUCUUUUCUGUAGAUAGGCCGGGCACCCUCUGCCUUCCGGCGGCCCCAUUCCUUGCUGCUUCCAUGGGUGGAGGUCCGCACUGGGUUUGUGCGGCUUCUCUUCCUUUGGGGCAUGUCUCCUCGGCUUUUGUGGUGCUGGUUUGGUUUUAUCCAGAGGAAGCAAGGCGCCGGUUUGGCUGCCCACCUCCUACCACUUCUUCUGUGGAUGCCCGCAACAGCGAACUGCACUUCGAUCUUGCUGUGGCUUGCUCCUCGCAGGAGCCAGACCUUGCGAAUGCGGUGCUGACACAGAAGCUGCUGGACUGGCUUGCGUCUUGGCUGGACGACCUUCACCUGUCGGCCCUACCAUCGGAGGAGCACUGCCAGGUCGCACCUUGCGAGCCAGCUGUGGACGACCGAUCUGAUGGCUCGGAACGUGCCAGGACUGUUGUGAUCUGCAGAGUCUUUGCCCCGCAUUUCCAUGUGAUUCUUGCAGAUUUUGACAUUCCUUUGCCCUGCCCACAACAGGCCUUCCUUGAUGCAGCACGGUCUGCUUUACGGUUUCUUGAUUCAGGCUUCAACCUGCAGGUUGCACCAACAAUACCGCAGCUUGCAGCCGACCACGGCUCGCUCAUACUGUUCCCGGAUUGGGUGCAUACCUCUGGCUUGGAUGUGGUCGUUUUUGACUUUCUGGCUCUGGGAGGCCCCACAUACUCGGCCUAUGUCGACAAGAACAUGAGGUACGGAGAUUGUCUGCGAGAGGCCCAACACCAAGGCCUCUAUGCCUGGGAAGUCUUUGCAUUCGGCCACUCACGCCCUUUGGCACCAGGUGAUACUCUGCUGGCGAUCACGGGAGGAGUCCUCCAGUUUAGACCAGUCGGCCCUGAUCUGUGCCCCCAGACGAUCCGAAAUACAAAAUGCCUGAUCGCACAGGGAUACUGGUCUUCCUUGAUCCUAGGCCCACCUCCGGCCGUGCCUGUGCAGAAAACGCGAUCUGCGUCUUCCCACUCUGCCUCCCGCUCCAGAGCUCCCAGAGGGGCCGCUUCCCCCGAGGCAGCCACAAACGAUGCUGGUGACGUCGGACCCAGUGAGCUCUCUCCUGUGCUUGAGCGAUCAUCUGUUGCGCCCGCACCAAAAGACAGUGCAAGCUCUAAUGGAUCCCACUUUGGUAGCGAGGCCCCUGCUGCAGAAGGCACAGGUCCAACUCCAGGCAGUCCCGAUGUUGAAAUCGGAUUGCCACCGACGCGUAAUGUACGCCAGGACGGCGUGCAUUACGCUGCGUGCUUGGACAUGCCUAAAGGCCACACCUCCUUUCUCCCAUUUCCAAGAUGGGACCAGCAUUCACCUGGAGCUCCUGCGCUUGUCUUUACGCGUGUGCGACCUGCUGGAAAUGCAAUAGCUGGUGUGGAUCCAGCCCUCAUGCCAGCACGUUUUCUUCUGUUUGCGCCAAGAGUACUUGCCAGAACUUAUGUUGACAUGGAGGUCGGCAUCUCAGCACAGGCUGCGCUCUCGAGCAUCCAAGCACAGCGCUCUCAGCGAGUGCGCGCACUUUUUCCUGAAGUCACCUUUGCCCAUCCUCAGCCCGUUGAUGCCUUUGCCCUGUGUAUUGCGCUGCCGAGCUGGACUCAGGAUAAGUAUGUUGUGCUUGACUGCUCCCGCAUGAACGGUGCGAUUUUCUGCGGGCUUUGUGCACCGGUCACCACAAGAGCAUCCCUUUUGGCCAUUGCACGUUUGCCACGGCACGCCAAUGUUGAAGUGUACGUGCAUGACCGUGUUACGCCGUUGGGAGAACAAGAUGCCAUUGGGAUCGACACGGGAUUCUGUGUGUCCUUUGUACCGUUGGGACAUCUUGUGUUUACGGUCACCCGUAUACAGGAUAUGCUGCAGGAUCCGCUGUCAUGGAACCGAGAGGCACCCUUGCCAGGGCUCGAUGGCAGGUGGUUUCUGCUACUUACUGACGAUGAACCGACACAAUUCCUUCGAGCCCCAUGGAACACUGGAUCCCAGCGUGCAGACAUAGCGCAAGUCUUGGGAUACGACCCUGCCAGACUAGUCAUACAGCCCACUAGGCCCAAUCUUCUAAACCAUUUUGAUUUCGGCAUCUGGGGUUCGGCUGUUUUCAUCACGACUCAGUCAGCGCAGCCCAGUCAAGAGUCGGUGCUCUAUGUCCUAGACAUGCGGCCCAUUUUGUGUGGCCUGACAUGGGAUGUGGCUAAACACGGACGUGUUGCAGUUGACCCCAUUCUGCAACGAUUUCGCCCAAUCUGCCCGGAUGGCUUUAGUCCAGACCUUUCAGGCAAGCACAUCCAAGUCGAUACCCAAGGCCGCUUCUGCAUUGUGGACCCAGGCGCCGUCCUCACUGUUACCUUCCUGCCAGCUGAAUCGAGGGAUCCCGGCCCUCCAGCUCCAGCUGAGGAAGAUCCACCAGAUUCAGAUUCGGACGGAGACCGUUCAGAGCCUAGUGAUCCAGGACCCACGGAUUCUGGGUGUGCCAGUAUAGCUGCCAGUGAUCCCGGAACAUCCAACACCGUGCCGGGACCCGCCCAUCACACGGCUCCCGAGGGAGCUAUGGCAGCCGCGCAGUUGCAGCGCCCGACAAGCCAUGUUGAUAUCCGCUGCGCUAUCCCCGGACGAGCCUCAGCAAAUGCUUACGGCAGCUGUGCCAGUCGAGAUGCAAUGUGGAGGAAAGUUUUCUUUGUCGUCGCCCUUGCUUCAGGGAAUACCUGGGAGGCCCAGCUUGAAUAUUGUGUUGGCAACCUCGACUGUGCAAUCCAGGGGGCUGAUCUUGCGGACUUUGCCCAAGCUUCUGCCUUCUGCCCGGCUCUUCGCCAAUGGAGCAGGCCAGGUCUCACAGAUGCUCUGGCUUCCGCCUGCAAGGAUUACCCGGUCAAUGACAUUGUCUGUUUCACGGAUGGUUCUUAUACGGCAGUUGAGAAGGGACCGGAUCUCUGCGGCUGGGCCUGUGUGUUAUUUCACCCUGCCUCUCAAAGCACACGGUUCCUGUAUGGAUCCUUCCCUGUCUUCUUGGCCGACAAGGACUUCUGUCCUUCUCCUUUCCAAGGCGAAGUUGCUGGUCUGCUUGCGGCUGCUCUUGCCACUACUGCCAGCGCGACGCGCACAGGUGUCCAUUUCCUUUCCGACUGUGCCUCUGCGCUGGGUAUAGCUGAAGGGGCUUGCUCUUUUGCCCAAGGCACUGUUGCCCAAGCCAUGCGACAUGCGCACUGGCUCCGCUCUUCCUGCGUCCCCGGCCGCGAUUCAUACAGACAUAUUCGUGGGCACCAGGGGCAUGUAGGAAAUGAGGUCGCCGAUUUGUUGGCCAAGGCUGCAGCCCGCAAAAUUGGACCUUCGUGUGGUCUUCACACUCAUCUCCCCCUUCUGUGCGCAUGGCUGGGUGAGGGAGCUCCUUACCUCCCCUGGGCGGGCCUGGCAAUGCUCAGUGCAACGGGAGACUCUUCUCUCCCACCAUGCAGUGCCGCCAAUUUAGGCGACGACACAGGUCAUUCUGACCUCACUGGCGAUGCUCUCCUGGAACCAUUUUUGCCCCAAGGAGCCCUCUCUGCGACAGAUGUUUCCUGUGACCGGACUCUUGUGACAGAUGCUGCUGUCGCUUCCGGGUCCUGGACCAUGUCGAUUGUGCUCACUACUUUCAAUACUUUGUCACUUGGGCCUUCUUUGGAGCAGGAAGGCGCUUUUUGUGAUUCGGUAGAGGGAUUAGCCUUCCGGCCCGCCCGUGCGGUGUUGUUGGCGUCCCAGCUGGCUGAGCAUGGAGUCCACGCCGCAUGCCUACAAGAGACUAGCCAAUGGGGCACCGAGUGGUGGUUUCAGGAAAACCAUCAACUCGGUGUGCGAUCGCAAGCGUUCAUGCUCCCCACCGAGCCACUGAAGCAGAGUCCUUGGAAGAAUUGGUGGAAGCAAACAGAUAGGCUUGUCAAGGUGCAUUGCCGGGAUGAAUGGGUUGUCUUCGCUGGCGAUUGUAAUGCAGCUGUUGGAUCGAUCAGCUCUGACCACAUUGGCCCGCAUGGGGCAGAAACGGAAGAUGCUGCCGGAGAGCAUCUGCACUCCAUCCUACGCCAUCUUGAUGGCUGUGUGCCUGCUACCAUCUCAGAGCUGCAUUCCGGUCCCACCCACACCUACACCCACAAAAGGGGUGGAGGCCUUUCGCGCCUUGACUACCUUUGCAUUCCUCGCUCCUGGCUGAGAGGACGCUGUCGGUCUUAUCCCGCGCCAAGCAUUCACGCCGCACAUAGUUGCCCGGACCACGUUGCCCUUGUUUUGAAUGUGCAACUUCCCAUCCAAGGGCCAUCGAUGACACCAGCACUUCGGCCACGGUCUUUCCGUGCAGCGGACAUUGUUGCAGCGGGCAAUGCAGAUGCCCUGGCACGAGCGCUUAGUGAGCUCCCAGCUGUGCCCUGGAACGUUUCAGCCCACGCGCACGCCGCUAUCCUGGUCUCUUGCGUGCAGCGCAUUCUGACGAGCUUGAAACACAAGAGUGGUCCUCGACAGCACCGUAGCUACUUGCGGCCUGCCACCUGGCAGCUUCAACAACAAGUCGCGGCUGCGCGUCGGUCCCUGCAUCGUUUGCAACACCAGAUGCGCUGCCAGCGGUUGGCUGUCUGUUUCGACACAUGGUGCGGCCGACGGGCGGCCCCCGAGCCGUGCGUGGGAGAUUCCUGGUGGCGAGAAGCCGAUGUCGCAGUGGCAGCGCAUCAGGCUGUCCUGGGACAAUGGUGUCUCCAGCUCAGGCACGCCUGCCGUACCGACAGAGCUGACUAUAUCAGCUCCCUGGCUGACAAGAUCUCUACAGGCCCUUCGGGGGAGAUCUUUCACAACCUCCAUGCGAUUCUGUCGCAUAAGCGCAAGAAACCAUACAGGGCUGAGCCCUUGCCAGCUCUUCUCCUUGAGGAUGGCACGCCUUGCGCCGAUGGUGAUCAGGCAGGUGUGGAGCUCACUGUCCCUGCUCUGGUUGCCAAAGUGCAGCAAGGUAUCGCCCAUGAUGCCUCGGACUCUCCCUCUUGGCCCCUUCCUGAUUCCUUGCUGGCACUGCCCACAGAAGCUGACAUCCAGAGGCUUCUUGUGCAGGCAAAGGCCAAUAAGGCACCAGGGCCAGAUGGGCUGCCUCCUGAACUAGGUCGGCAAUUUUCGAAGCAGCUUGCACCUCACCUUCACAGGUUGGCACUGAAGACAGCCUUCCGAGGAUGCGAACCGGCCGGGUUCAAGUCUGGUAAAGCUGUCUGGUUCUACAAGGGCAAAGGAUCGAUGAAUUCCUGCAGCUCUUACAGAGCCAUCCUGCUCCUACCAUCAUGGAGUAAGAUCCUCCAUCAAUCUCUUCGCCCGUCUUUGAAGCACCAUUUUCAAGCCAAUUCCCCGGAAUUGCAACUUGGCGGGAAAUCUGGCAUCAGCGUUGUCUUUGGCAGCCAUCUGAUCAGGGGGGCUGCGAGGUAUGCUGCUUCUCUUGGCCGCACUCACUUUACCCUGUUCACGGACAUCGCCUCUGCCUUUUAUACCGUCAUACAGCAGCUUGUUGCGCGCAAUGGUGACCAGCCGAUUGCUGAGUCCGUUUUCCGGCAAUCUACCCUUGGCCUGCAGCUCUCCUUCGAGGAAAAGGAGGCCUUCUAUGAGCGCCUUGGGGCUUCCCCCUGGCUUGAAGCCCUGACGAGCCGAUACCAGGACGGGAACUUCUUCAUGUUGAAGGGAGAUGAUCGGGUUGUAGCAACAUCUAGGGGCUCCAGACCCGGCUCCAGCUGGGCAGACCUUGUGUUUCCUGAGGUUAUCACGAGAAUUCUCCAGCGGAGAGAUGCUUUGCGGGAUGCGGGACGUCCCUGCUCUGAGCCAGUAACUCUGCCUUGGGAUGGAGAACGCACCCUCGCCCCGGUUGCCACUCCUUGUGAGGAACUGAGUCUCGACAAUGUGGUCUGGGCAGAUGAUGUUGCCCUUCCUCGACUGACCACUCCUGCGCAGGCCGCUUCCGCUUUGGCCUUCGAGACCAGCUGUCUAGUAGAUUCUUUCAAGGAGUUUGGAUUUUCCUUGGCAUUUGGACCCCACAAGACGGCUGGUGUGCUGCAUCUCCUCGGGGCCGGGAGUAGAGCGGCCAAGCGCCACAUCUUCGGAUCCUCCGGUCUUGCCGGUGCUGUUCCUGUGGUCUUUGAAAACGGCAGCGUACACCUCCCUCUUGUUUCGUCGUACCGGCACCUGGGUACGCAACCAAGUCCAGGCGGUGGUUUGUGCCCGGAACUCCGGUACCGGAUUGCCCAAGCUAGAGCAUCCUUUGCGGAAGGUCGCCGGAAGGUAUACAAGGUAUCGCAAAUUUCGGUCCGGAGAAAGGCCCACAUACUCUGUGCCACUGUCCUUGCGAAGCUCUUUCAUGGAGCUGGGUCUUGGGGGCCUUUGGGCAAGUGCGAUUACCGAUUGCUCCAGGGAGCACUCUGGUCCUUUUACCGGCCCCUUCUUGGGAUCAAACAUUCGGAUGAUCAGCACAUUGAUACAUUCUCCUGCCUGGCGCUUCUUGAGCUACCCAGCCUCAGUACGGCGGAUCGUGCUCAUGCUUCGCUUUUGCAGGAGGAUUUGUGCUGGUUGCAUCAAUGGACUUGGAACACCAUUGCUCUCCCAUGUCCUGUUCAGAGUUGGCCUGAGUGGUUGGCCUUCAUUGAAGAGACACCCAGAAAAUUCAAGGCGUUGGUCAAGCGUGCCCGAGCCUUGGACGGACGCCGGAUACAGUGUAUCGCUGCCCUCCAAUGUCUCCACAAGGCCUUGAUUGCUACCUUUGGAAGCCAGCAUCACACCACCAGCCCCGCAUCGGUCGAAUCCCAGGCUUGGGCUGAGGUAUGCAUUCCGUGCCGGCGAGCAUGGGCAGGACAUUGUGCUCGGAAACACGGCUACCGCAACCAUGCUUUUCUCUGUGCUGUUGACACACUUUGCCAGUCUUGCGGCAAGCGUUUCUCUUCUGUUGGACGCCCUCGGCGGCAUUUAACAGCCCAUCCUGCCUGCAUUGCUGCAUGGGGCUCCUUCUUGUCUGCAGGAGAUGGCUCCACUCCGCUCCACGUUCAAGCCCUACCCGAGUGUGCACCGGGCCUCACUGCAUCUGAUAAAGGCCUGGGCAUCAGAACUGAUGUCUCUCUGAGGCUACUGGAGGAGCUUUCUUCCUUGGAGGCACCAGACGACAGCCUGGUUUGGGAGCUUGUCACGAGCUACGUCGAGCCGCUGGAUGUGCUCAAGGCCACGAUACACGAGUGGCAAAAUGCUUCGGAUACCACCCCUGAGCGGGAUGCUGUAUGCCGAAACGUCCUCCUGCUUUUGGACGUAGAUUUGCUAGCUGACUCACGGCAGCCCUUGUCCACUCCACGCCGUGUCAUCUCCGAGUCGGUCCCCGACUGGCCCUUGCCGAGAGCUGCUUCCCUGGUUUGCGGUGCUCCACGUCAGGCCUUCCUCCUUGCCUCACCGCCCUCUGUGCAUCUCAACCCGUGGCGUCCCAAGAGUAAUUAUGAGGCUCAGGGAUGCUACUGGCCAUGCCGCCUGGCUUGA
Symbiodinium sp. CCMP2592 is the source of this 8901-nucleotide messenger RNA. Lineage: Eukaryota; Dinophyceae; Suessiales; Symbiodiniaceae. The record is from the annotation of a GenBank genome assembly.